Impatiens glandulifera is the source of this 3549-nucleotide messenger RNA. RefSeq names its product 5'-3' exoribonuclease 4. The transcript has 22 exons. The record is from RefSeq and is a predicted model, not a curated record. Gene Ontology annotation, molecular function: RNA binding; zinc ion binding; 5'-3' RNA exonuclease activity. Bases 99 to 3083 code for a protein of 994 amino acids. Gene Ontology annotation, biological process: nuclear-transcribed mRNA catabolic process. NCBI's taxonomy places the organism in Eukaryota, Viridiplantae, Streptophyta, Magnoliopsida, Ericales, Balsaminaceae. Gene Ontology annotation, cellular component: nucleus.
GCCGGAUCUGAAUUUGUAACGGUGAGUGUAAAGCGAGAGGAGGCAGCCUUCUUGGACCGACGAGUUGACUGGUCGGAUAAAGUACAUCGGAAGAAGGCAUGGGUGUUCCGGCCUUCUACAGGUGGCUCUCCGAUCGAUACCCUAAGUGCAUCGUCGACGUUGUGGAGGAAGAGCCUAGGGACGACGGAAGAGGCGUCUUGUUCCCCGUUGAUGUCUCCAAUCCAAACCCUAAUGGAAUGGAAUUUGACAAUUUAUACCUUGAUAUGAAUGGCAUUAUUCAUCCGUGCUUCCAUCCCGAAGGCAGGCCUGCUCCCACCACAUAUGAUGAAGUGUUUAAAUCAAUUUUUGAUUACAUUGAUCAUUUAUUCACGUUGGUUCGUCCAAGAAAGCUCCUGUAUAUGGCAAUUGAUGGUGUGGCCCCAAGAGCUAAGAUGAAUCAACAGCGUUCCAGACGCUUUAGAGCAGCAAAAGAUGCUGCUGCAGCUGAAGCUGAAGAGGAGAUGUUUAGGGAGGAGUUUCAAGCUGAAGGAAGAAGCUUACCUCCUAAAGAAAAAACAGAAACUUCUGACUCAAACGUCAUAACACCAGGCACUCCAUUUAUGGCAGUUCUCUCUACUGCACUUCAGUAUUAUAUACAAUCUAGGUUGAACCACAAUAUUGGGUGGAAGAACACAAAGGUUAUUCUGUCCGAUUCCAAUGUUCCUGGUGAGGGUGAACAUAAAAUCAUGUCUUAUAUCCGCCUGCAACGUAACCUUCCUAAUUUCAAUCCAAAUACUCGACAUGUUCUGUAUGGGUUGGAUGCUGACCUAAUUAUGCUCUCUUUAGCAACCCAUGAAGUCCACUUUUGUGUUUUGAGAGAGGUUAUAACUCUACCUGGACAGCAGGAAAAGUGUUAUCAAUGUGGUGAAGUUGGUCAUCUGGCAGCUGACUGUCGUGGUAGAAAUCAUAUUCAAUCUAAUGGUUUGAAUGGGAAGACAGUGCUAAGUACACCUAUUCAUAAGAAGAAAUAUCAGUUUCUCCAAAUCUGGGUGUUGCGAGAAUAUUUGGAAUAUGACUUAAUGAUUCCCAACCCUCAAUUUGAGGUUAACAUUGAGAGAUUGGUGGAUGACUUCGUAUUUCUCUGUUUUUUUGUUGGAAAUGACUUCCUUCCACAUAUGCCUACACUAGAAAUCCGCGAGGGUGCUAUUACUCUACUUAUGCAUGCCUAUAGAAAGGAGUUUAACUCCAUGGGUGGUUACCUAACAGACGCCGGUGAGGUGUUGCUGGACAGGGUGGAACAUUUUAUCCAGUCAGUUGCAGUUUUUGAGGACCAAAUCUUCCAAAAACGUGGUCGUAUACAGCAGGCAAUGGAGAACAAUGGACUAAUGACACAUAAAGCGAGGAAGUUAGACCUUGAAGAAGAUGCUCCAUCUCCUAUGAUAGAUAAGAUUAAACUGGGAGAACCUGGAUAUAAAGAAAGAUACUAUUCUGAGAAGUUUAAUGUGUCAGAACCAGAUGAGAUAAACCUUAUCAAGAAAGAUAUGGUUCAAAAAUAUGUUGAGGGAUUGUGCUGGGUUUGCCGGUAUUACUAUCAAGGUGUUUCCUCAUGGCAAUGGUUUUAUCCAUAUCAUUAUGCUCCAUUUGCCUCUGAUCUUAAAGGUUUAGCUGAGUUGGAAAUAACAUUUUUCAUUGGGAAGCCUUUUAAACCUUUUGAUCAGCUCAUGGGAGUUCUUCCAGCAGCCAGCUCCAAGGCCCUGCCUGUUGAGUACAGGAAGCUGAUGACUGAUCCUGCAUCGCCGAUUCUUGACUUCUAUCCUUUUGAAUUUGACAUUGACAUGCAUGGCAAGCGUUUUGCAUGGCAGGGCAUUGCCAAAUUACCUUUCAUUGAUGAGAAGAGGUUACUUGCCGAGACUACGAAACUGGACGGAACUUUGACGGGGGAGGAGCAAAUGCGGAAUAAUACUAUGUUUGACUUGCUAUAUGUUCAUCCUUCUCAUCCCUUUACACAUCAGAUUGGGGCAUACUACCAUCAUUAUAGUCAAUUUCCCUUAGAACAAAGGCCUGCUUGGCCAAUUGACACUAAUGUUAGCGAGGAAAUGAACGGUUCUAUUUGGUUAAGUGCAAGAAAUGGGUUCUGGUAUAUUGUUUCUUCUCCUGUCAAUGGACUGCCUGACGUCGUGAACAACCGAACUUUAAACAUUACCUAUUUGAAUCCCUCUCAGCACAAACAUAUUCCAGAACCUCCUGCAGGUGUGCAAAUGCCUGUAAAGAUUAUAACUUUCCUGGAUAUGAAACCUUUCCCUCUCUUAUGGCAUGAGGAUAAUAGUGGGCGACGCCAUAACAGAGAAAGGCAACAAGUACCUGGAGCAAUACGCGGCCCUCAGUUGGGAGAAGCCGCAAAGCGUUUGGUAAAGAAUACACUAAAUAUGAGACCAAAUCACAGCAGCAGCAACAACCAAUUUGGAUCAUCAGAACGCCCUUAUUCAUACAAUAAUAAUAAUAAUAAUUCUUCAAACAAUUAUUACCACCAUGUGAAUAGGCCAGUGUCGUUUGGUCAGUCUCCAUACGAUAGUAAUAGUCACCUUGAGGGUCCUACUCCUAACCAACCCUACUACAACAAUAACUACGGCGGCGGUCAAAAUACUAACCGAACCAUCAUGGCCCGUCCUAGGUUCCCGCAGCAGCAGCAGCAGCAGCAGCAGCAGCAGCAGCAGCAGCAGCAGCAACAGUAUCUCCCUGAAUUGCAUCAGCCUAACAGGCAGAAUUGCAAUAAUAGAUCUUCUUACCAAGAUCAAUAUAAUCAGGACGUCUUAAAUGCCCGGAUGUCUAGUUUAACGGUUGAUAACAACAGCAGAAACAGGGGACAGUUUCAGAAUAAUCAAAAUCAUUCUAUGAAUUGGGGUGGUGGUGGUGCACUUCCUGCACCUCCUCCUGAAUGGAUAAACAGAUCCAGAGGUGGGAAAUCAUCAUUUACGCAGCAGCAGCAGCAACAACAGAUGUUGCCGUCAGUUUCGACAAAUCAGAAGCAGGUGAAGAGAGUUUACGUGAUUAAGGGGCAGAGCUCCUCGUCUGACCCAGCAGCAGAUAACACACAGCAGUUGUAGUAGACAGUGUUUUUGUUGUUGAAUGGAAAUAUGUUAUUUAUUUCUUCGACAUAAGAAUGGAAGAGCUUGAACUGAGAUGAGAUGUGUUAAAGAUGGCUGGCCAGUCAGACAGCCAGCUGAUGGAGGAUUGGUGAUAUUAUUUAUAAAAUCGGCGAUAUUAAAGAAGAAGAAGAACUUGAAGAAAGGAGUUAAAAGUUGUUUGAAUACUACAUAUAUAGCUAAUUGAUUUGAUUGUAUAUUAGUAUCAUCAUCAUCAUGAUUUAGUUUCUUAUAAAAACUCUUAAGGUUGUUUUUUUUCUAACUUAUUAGUAGUUUGUACCUUGUGUUAAAGACCAAUUUAUUGUUUUUAUUCAAAAAGAUUGAAAUUUCUUCUUUUCAAUGUUUGUUGUCCCUUUUAUGUUGAUAUGAUGGUUUUGUAUGACUCAAAAGAAACAUUUAUAACAAAAGAUUUCUGAUUACUGUUGUA